AUGGAUUCUCAGUUCUUAGAGUUUCCUGAUUUCUCCACACAAGAGUCUCAAUAUGAAAUUGGUGAGGAGGUGUCUCAAACAUCUAAGAAAAGAGCUCCAAAAGGGUCUUUCUUUAACCCGGAGGAAGAUAAGCUACUUAUUAGUGCACGGUUGAAUAUUGUUAUGGAUCCGGUUACAUGCAAUGAACAAAAGGCUCAGGCCUUUUGGGGUAAGAUAACAGAUUAUUACCAUCAAUACAAAAACUUUGAUUUGGAUCAUUCACAACAAAUGUUGAGCCAAAGGUGGGGCAAAAUACAGAAGGAGAUUGCAGAUACCAAGAGCUUGUAUGAAGAACAAGAAAAUAAACGGUUCACUCUUGAUCAUGCUUGGGUUAUCUUGAGGCACCAACCAAAAUGGAUUCAAACACUGCAAGAGGUUGACGCCAAGACAAGUAAGACCAAAUCGAAACCUACUACAACUAAUACCUCUUCAUUUUCAACUACAAGCACUCACAUAGAUAUCGAUGAAGACAUAACCACUUGCUUUGUAGUGCCUAGACCACCAGGAAAUAAGGUUGAAAAAAGAAAGUUAAAAAGAAACAUAUCAACUAGGAAAAAUUCAGAAAUUACAAGUAGAAAAAAAAAAGAUGAAAAGAAACUAGAAAUUAUGAAGGAAAAAGUUGAAGUUGAUAAAGAAAAAUUGCGAGUUAGGAAGUUUGAAGUAGAGAUGAGGAUUAUGUCAAUGGAUAUUUAUGUUAUGAAUGAUGAAGAAAGGGCAUAUUAUUCCAAGUUGCGAAUGAAAAUUUUGCACGGAAACCUAUGA
Molecule: messenger RNA, 801 nt
Organism: Argentina anserina (silverweed cinquefoil)
Lineage: Eukaryota; Viridiplantae; Streptophyta; Magnoliopsida; Rosales; Rosaceae
Product: glutathione S-transferase T3-like
Exons: 2
Coding region: 1-801 (266 amino acids)
Source: RefSeq, a predicted model, not a curated record